Messenger RNA from Apaloderma vittatum (bar-tailed trogon), 1257 nucleotides. It is a transcript of the gene IFT52, whose product is annotated as intraflagellar transport 52. NCBI's taxonomy places the organism in Eukaryota, Metazoa, Chordata, Aves, Trogoniformes, Trogonidae. The record is from RefSeq and is a predicted model, not a curated record. The transcript has 13 exons. Gene Ontology annotation, biological process: cilium assembly; intraciliary transport. Gene Ontology annotation, cellular component: cilium; intraciliary transport particle B; centriole. The annotation marks the transcript as partial.
AGGCUUCCCGGUAGCUGGAAGGUACAGAGCUUAAAAGAUGAGAUCACAUCUGAGAAACUCUUUGGGGUAAAAUUGUGGGUUACAGCAGGGCCAAGAGAAAAGUUCAGUGCUGCUGAGUUUUCGGUUCUGAAGAAAUUCGUAGAGGAUGGUGGAGCCAUCCUGGUGAUGCUGAGUGAAGGCGGAGAGUCCCGACAUGGCACAAAUAUUAACUUUUUCUUAGAAGAGUAUGGGAUCAUUUUCAAUAAUGAUGCUGUGGUCCGAAAUGUGUAUUACAAGUACCACCACCCAAAGGAAGCAUUAAUCUCUGAUGGAGUUUUGAAUAGGGGAAUCAGUGAAGCUGUGGGAAAAACAGUACUGGAGACACCAGAUGAAGCUGGAAGUGGUCAUGAUUCACAACCUCUCACUUUUGUCUAUCCAUUCGGUGCCACACUGAACGUGACGAAACCAGCAGUGCCUGUUCUGUCAACAGGAUCUGUCUGCUUCCCGCUCAACAGGCCAAUUCUUGCUUUCUAUCAGCAUGAGAGUCCAGGUGGAAAGAUUGCAGCACUGGGCUCUAUCCACAUGUUCAGUGAUCAAUAUUUACAUAAAGAAGAAAAUGGUAAGAUCAUGGAUGUGCUUUUCCAGUGGCUUACAACAUCAGAUAUCUGCUUAAACCAGAAGGAUAUGGAAGACCCUGAGAUUUCAGACUAUACCAUGAUCCCAGACAUAGCUGUGCUGUCUGAGCAACUGCGAGGCUGUCUGCAGGAAGGAGAUGAGAACCCAAAAGACUUCACAAAGCUGUUUGAUACAUCCCUAUAUGAGCUGGAUACAACUGCCCUCCCUGCAGUUAUCAAAGCGUAUGAAGAGCUGAAUGUGAAACACGAACCCCUUACACUCAUUGAGCCUCAAUUUGAGACACCGUUACCUCCCCUCCAGCCAGCUGUUUUUCCACCUAUUUUCAGAGAUUUGCCUCCUCCCCCUCUGGAGCUGUUCGACUUGGAUGAAGCUUUUGCCUCUGAGAAAACUCGUCUUGCAGAGCUUACUAACAAAUGUACUGAUGAUGACCUGGAAUAUUACAUAUUAAAAUGCGGCGAAAUCCUAGGAGUAACAGAUAAACUCCCAAAGGAGAAGCAAGAUGCCAAACAUGUCCUGGAAUACGUCUUCUUCCGAGUGGUUGAGUUUAAGAAAGCGCAUCAGGAACAUGAUACUGACACAAGUGAAGCUGGAUUCCAGACUGGUAACUGAGACCUGGCUUUCCCUAGUUUGAGAUAGACUUUU